UAGUCUACGAUUAUAAAAGAUUACAUUACGAUAAUAAUAAAGUAAUGAAUGCAACAUGUAACGUCGAAAGUUGUGUAAAUGAUUAAUAAUACUGUUAAUACAAUGAAGAAUUUUAUAUAUAUAUAUACAUAAAUGAAAGCGUAAAUAAAUAAAUAAAUAAAUAACUAGGUAAAUAACUCUCGAUUUGAAUAAAUAUUAAGAAGACGUACAUUCGAUUUAGCCGCUUAAGAUAGAACAGCAUAAAACAGAUAUGGAGAAGAAACAUGGUUCUAAUGUAGUGGAAGAUGAAGAAUUAGAGGAAUCAGAAAAUAUAAUUAUAAAUGAAGUUGAUGGAUUACCAAAUUUGCAUCCUAAUUAUCAACAAUUGGGCCUAGAAUUCGAUGUAGAAAAAAGUCAUUCUGAUACAAAUACAAGAUCUAUCGAAGAUUUGGUACAUGAUGAAGAUUUACCAACGUCAGUCAUUGUAACUAAUGUAGAUUCCAGAGUUUUUAAAGAUGAUGAACUAAAGCAAGAAAUACAAAAUCUCUUCAAGCAGUUUGGGGAAGAUGCUACAUUUCAAUAUUUCAGAUCAUUUAGAAGAAUGAGAGUAAAUUAUAGUUCUCCAAAUGCAGCUGCAAAUGCUAGGAUACAGUUACAUCAAACUCACUUUGGUGAGACCAAUAUCAAUUGUUAUUUUGCACAACCUGUUACUCCGAUAGAUGUAGAAGAUCAACACCUUCACCCACCAGCAUUAACUAAACAGUUCCUAAUUUCACCACCUGCUUCACCACCCGUUGGAUGGCAGCCUAGGGAAGAAAGUGAACCUUUAGUCAAUCAUGAUUUAUUGGCAGCUAUUGCGAAUUUAUCUGCAGGAGGUAGUCAUGAAUUGCAUCCUGGAGGUUCAGGACAACCUGGUAUAGUUGUGCAUGUUUGUGAAACAACAAAUCCUAUGAAAAAUGUUCCACGUAUUCAACAUACGCGUUGUCCAGAACAUUCAUAAAGCAGCUCUGUUAGAAAUGUUGUCCAUUCUUUGACAAUGAAUUAUUUAUCCAUCCAAGAAGCAAUUAGUGGCAUUACAAGCAAUGAUAUUCAACAUUCAAAAAUUUGUAUUGCAAUAUUGCAAAAUUGAUACUUUAAUUUGUGAUCACAGACUCGCAGAAAAUUAUCUGUAAAUGUGUUUUGCUCAUACUAAUAUAUAUAAAAAAUAUUUUAUGCUGACAUUAUAAACAAAUAAAAAUACGUGAUAUAAUGAAAUAAUUUAAAAAAUCAUCGAAUAUUAACUAACGUACAAAUAAAGUAUUAGAAAAAUCUACAUAAUAUUUCGGAAUAACUUUACACCAAUUCUUAUUCUCUUUUAAUUUAAAAAACACAAUUUAAAAUAUUAGAUGCUUACAAUUAUAAAAACUAAUAAAACUAAUAUUAAAAUAUCAAGGAUAAAAAAAUAUUGAAAUUAGUGAUAUUAAUGUCUUACUCGAAGUAUCGAUGUUAUAAAUACUUUUAAAGGAGAUAUAAAAUUUAUGAUCUUAGAAAAGGCAAUUAGAAUUAAAUACUUGGUAAAUUAUCUCAGAAUUUCAAGCAAGAUUAAUUCGGAAAAAUAUAAUUUGUUACAAAGUGGGUGUGUGUGUGAUAAGUUUAAGCAACAUUGGUAUAUUUAAUGUACAUAGAUGUGAUUAUAUGAAUAUACCAUGUAAUAUGAAAUGAUACUGUAUGAUCAGUGAUACUGCUUUCUAUCAUAUUUUAAUUAAUGAAGAUUAAAGUUAAUGAUUUUUUCCAUUAAAAAAAAAAUUUUUUAAUCUUUAGGAUAUAUAUAAUUAAUAAAAUUGUAAAAUUAUAGAUAGUAUUAUCAUUUCAAAAAAAUUCUUCACAAUAAAAAAAUUACAUAUUGUUCAAAGUGCAUUAGUGCUACUAUUAUUUUUUUGUAACAGUGAUGUUACACAAUGUUACGCAUACGUGUAUGUAAAUGUAUAUAAUGUUCCCACUUGCAUAAAAUAUUUCAUAUCAAUGUAAGAUUUAUCGUAAUAUAGAGUUGUUGAAAGUUUAUAAAUAUGUUAUAGCAAAUUACUUUUGUGUGAAUAAAUAUGUUACUCAAAA
Messenger RNA from Frieseomelitta varia, 2070 nucleotides. RefSeq names its product protein sarah (gene sra). Gene Ontology annotation, molecular function: calcium-dependent protein serine/threonine phosphatase regulator activity; nucleic acid binding. The record is from RefSeq and is a predicted model, not a curated record. The transcript has 6 exons. Lineage: Eukaryota; Metazoa; Arthropoda; Insecta; Hymenoptera; Apidae. The coding region runs from base 251 to 979 and encodes 242 amino acids. Gene Ontology annotation, cellular component: nucleus; cytoplasm. Gene Ontology annotation, biological process: calcium-mediated signaling.